Molecule: messenger RNA, 2141 nt
Organism: Perca flavescens (yellow perch)
Lineage: Eukaryota; Metazoa; Chordata; Actinopteri; Perciformes; Percidae
Gene: slc60a1a
Product: major facilitator superfamily domain containing 4Aa
Exons: 10
Coding region: 176-1669 (497 amino acids)
Molecular function (GO): D-glucose transmembrane transporter activity
Source: RefSeq, a predicted model, not a curated record
UGAUAAACUGAUCUGAAAGCAGCCAAAAAGUGGGCGCUACCUCGGCAGACGAGCCAAUCAGCGCCACGUCCGCCAACAGGACGGCUGACUCGUGAGACUUCGUUGGCAGUGUGUGUAGUUGAGUGUCUCGGUGUAAACGAGCAGCUGUUUGGCGUCUGCAGCGAGAAGUAGAGCCAUGAAGCUUCUGGACGAGCGGAUCUGCUCGCUGUUUAAGCGCCACUGGCGGCAGACCCUCACCUACUGGAGCGUGUUCUUCAGCUUCGGCCUGUGCAUCGCCUUCCUGGGACCCACCGUGCUGGACCUGAGGUGUCAGACCCAGUCCACGCUGCAGCAGAUCACCUGGGUCUUCUUCUCCCAGCAGUUCUUCCUGUUGGUGGGCAGCAGCCUGGGAGGACUCUUCAAGAAAACACUCCAGUCCUCCCUGUCGGCCCUGUUCUCCUGCACUCUCAUCAUCUCGCUCGUGUUCGCCAUCAUACCGCUAUGUAACCACGUGAUACUGCUGGCUGUUGCCAUGGCGAUUGCUGGCUUAGCCAUGGGGGUGAUUGACACCAUUGCCAACCUCCAGCUGGUGAAGCUGUUUCAGAAGGACUCCGCCCUCUUCCUGCAGGCCUUGCAUUUCUUCAUAGGCCUCGGAGCACUAGUGAGUCCCCUGGUGGCUUAUCCUUUUCUGGCAAACGACUCCUGUGUCCUGGGCGCCAACUGGACCGCCAACUCCUCCUCUCCCUCGGACCUACAGCACCUCCGCGAAAGCCUGGCCGGGCACGGAGCAGCCAUACGCAACAUCUCCCAGUAUCCUCUGCACACAGAGGGUGAAGUCAUCACCAGGGUGUCGUAUGCUUUCUGGAUCAUGGCUCUUAUCAAUCUCCCAGUGCCAGUAGCAGUGCUCUCGUUGAUCUACCAUGAGAGACUGCUGCCUUGCUCCAGCACCGGUCCACGUCUGCUCGACAGAGACUCUCCAUCCAGCACGAGCCCCACUGGGGACAGUGGACAAGGUCAUGGGAGUUGUUGCUGUAACCCUGCCAAACUCCGGGAUCGCCCUGCUACUUUCUUCCUUCUCCACAUUCUGGGUGGAGCCAUCCUCUUCCUCACUGAUGGGAUUAUAGGCUCCUAUGCUGGCUUCGUCUACACCUACGCAGUGUCCCCUCCCCUGCUGAUGGGUCACAAGAACGCUGGCUGCCUGGACAGUGUCUUCUGGGCCUCCAUCACAGUAGGAAGACUGGCUUUCAUCUACCUGUCCUACAGAUUCCAAGCACCCAGGCUGCUCACCUUCAGUUUGGUGGGGGUCAUCCUGGUGCAGUGCUUGGUGUUGAUCUUCUACACCAGCUGUGUGUUUCUCUUCAUUGGUACUUGCCUGUUGGGACUGUGCAUCAGCAGUGUGUUCCCGUCAGUGCUGGCCUUUACGGAGGACGUACUAGACUACAAAGGUUGUGCCACCACGGUCCUGGUGACCAGUGCCAGCACAGGCGAGAUGAUCCUGCAGCUGCUCGUCGGAUCGGUGAUCCAGAGUCAGGGCAGUUACAGUUUCCUGGUGUGUUGUACGAUAGCGUCAUGCAUCGGCUUCUGCCUGUUCCUGUUGCUCCUCUGGGUGCAGCACAGCCACAGAAACUGCAGCACCGAUUUGUCUCAAAACACAGACAUGAAAAAGAAGCCACAGACUGGAGGUUCGUGAUCCGAGGGUCCCUGAGAGACCAAAGGGGGAGCGGGGGGGGGACACACAAGAGGACACAAAUGACCGAGAUGUGUUGCUUUGGAAGAUGGGGGGGAAAGGAGCAUUGGAAGAACCAUCUCUGACAUUCCCACAUCUUACCCCCCCCAAUCUUAGAAGAUGAGCUUCACCCUGGCCUCCUCCAACUGAACAUUUUCUACCUAAAGAGAAAUCUACUUUCAAGCCCGAUGAUCAACAAGCAGCCCAAUGGAUGGUAAAUGGACUGCAUUUAUAGAGCCCGACCACUCAAAGCCUUUUACACACCCAUUUAUACACUGAUGGCAGUUCAGUAGUCUCGCGUCGCCAGACCUGUCCCUACCUUGUUGCACGAUCAAAAUUUCCCUCAAAACUUGUCAUUUCUAGCGUGUAGCUUGCUAGCUCAAAGUUUGUUGUUGUUGCGAACAGUGUUAAAGGUGCCCUGCCACACAAAACUGUU